CGUACUUACAUUGUUUAUUUCACAUCGGAGGGUGGAUGACAAACAUUCGGCAGUCAUCGUGUUCCACGUCUCAUUUUCCGUCUGUGCAUUGUAAAAAUAAGACCCAUUAGAGUUAAAUAUUCGAUAUUUGUACAAAAUGAUUCAAAAUGUCCUUGUGACUGGCGUGACUCCUUUGUGCAAUACAAAUGAGAUUCACUGUUGGGAAAACAGACCAUUUUCGACAAUUUGGCCCGAAGAUCAACCAAAAGCGGGAAAAAUUACGAGGACGAUAAAGAAGAAGCCAAAACGAAUCCGAACAGCAUUUUCGACAGACCAACUACGAGCACUAGAACGAAGCUAUUCCCGCCACAAAUACAUCGACACAGAGCGACGUCGAGAACUCGCCAGCUCUCUCAACAUCGGCGAGAAAUGCGUCAAAGUCUGGUUCCAGAACAGAAGAAUGAAGGAGAAGAAGGAAUCCUCCGAGUCUAGUAGUGAGUCCUCGAACGAAACGAGGGAAAUGUCUCCUCCAUUGCCACAAGUAGAACCAACGCAAAAUCAAAAUAAUUAUAUUUACUACGAUCCGUAUUACCAACUACCAUAUUUUUAUCCGUAUAUUGGUAAUACUAGUUGUGCAAACGCACACGAAAUACCUUCAGCACCAACUGGUUCUGCUAAUGACAUAGCAUUUUAUAAUGAAGUCAAUGUUUACCCAACACAAUAUUACCCCAGUGUCGAUCAAAAUGUAGAUGCCCAAUAUACAGACUCACAAAAUUAUUGGUCAUCUAAUAAUAAUGAUAUACAUUAUUUUUAACUACACCUU
Messenger RNA from Manduca sexta (tobacco hornworm), 802 nucleotides. Its product is annotated as homeobox protein pnx. Gene Ontology annotation, molecular function: DNA binding; DNA-binding transcription factor activity, RNA polymerase II-specific. Gene Ontology annotation, biological process: regulation of DNA-templated transcription. The record is from RefSeq and is a predicted model, not a curated record. NCBI's taxonomy places the organism in Eukaryota, Metazoa, Arthropoda, Insecta, Lepidoptera, Sphingidae. The coding region runs from base 137 to 793 and encodes 218 amino acids. The transcript has 3 exons.